Molecule: messenger RNA, 2005 nt
Organism: Dermatophagoides pteronyssinus (European house dust mite)
Lineage: Eukaryota; Metazoa; Arthropoda; Arachnida; Sarcoptiformes; Pyroglyphidae
Product: actin-related protein 6-like
Source: RefSeq, a predicted model, not a curated record
UCGAUUUUUGUUUUUUGCAUUUUGCAUUUUUCAUAAUAUAUUUUUUAUUUGAAUUUUGUUUUUGAUUAUGGCAAAUGAUCAAAUUAAUCAAAUUGUCAUUAUUGAUAAUGGUGCACAUACGAUGAAAGUUGGUUUACAUACCGAUACAAUACCAAGGAUAAUACCAAAUUGUAUAACAAAAGUAAAAAAUGAAAAACGUCGACCAUUUAUUGGUGAUCAAAUGGAAGAAUGUAAAGAUUAUUCGGGAAUGUUUUACAUUUUACCAUUUAAUCGUGGUUAUCUAAUUAAUUGGGAUAUACAACGACAGAUUUGGGAUUAUGUAUUUCGUAUUGUUUUAAAACUACAACCAGACAACAAAAAUCGUUAUUCUCAUACGGGUAUCCUGAUCACAGAGCCAGUAUAUAAUUUUCCCGAAAUUCGACAAACAAUGAUCAGAAUUUUAUUUGAAGAAUAUGGUUUUGGUAAAGUAUUGAUUACAUCAGCACCACAAUUGGCUGCAUUUCAUUAUGAAAAUGAUAAAGAUAUUGAAAAAAAUACAUCAAAAUGUCGAACAGAUCCAUCCUGUUGCCUUGUACUUGAUUCGGGAUAUUCGUUCAGUCAUAUUGUACCGUUUGUUGAUGGCCAUAAAUUAUUGACUCAUACAAAACGUGUUAAUGUCGGUGGAAAAGCAUUGACUAAUCAUCUGAAAGAAAUUCUUUCCUAUAGACAAAUCAAUGUAUUGGAUGAGACAUAUGUUGUUAAUCAAAUGAAAGAAGAUUGUUGUUUUGUAUCAAUGGAUUUUUGGCAUGAUUUGGAGUUGGCAUCGAAAAAAUCCGGCAAAGAUAACCCGAUUGUAAGAGAUUAUAUCCUUCCGGAUUAUAUUGUCUAUAAACGUGGAUUUGUUUAUGAUCCGAUCAAACAUAACGAUAUUAAUACAUCGGAUUAUCAAUUGAUUCGAAUGAAUAAUGAACGUUUUCAGGUGCCUGAAAUUCUAUUCCAUCCAAGUGAUAUUAAUAUGGAUCAGAUUGGUAUUGUUGAAACAAUCAUCUAUUCAUUGAAUGAAUUUCAUCCGGCAUUUCGAUUAAUGUCGUCCAAACAGGCCAUCGAUAAUGGUGGUAAUAAUGGGUCAAAUGAUACGAUUAAUACUGGUAGUGGAGGUGGUGGCCGUGAACGUCCGGAAAAUCUAAAAGAUAUUGAUAGUGAAGAAGAGGAUGAUGAAGAUGAAGAAGAAGUAGCUGAUGAUGAUGAUGAUAACGACGAUGAUCAAGAUGGAGAAGUGGAAAAAGAUAAUAAUGGUAAUGAAAAAAAAGAGGAAAAUGGCCGAGAUGGAAAUGUACGACCAUCGGAUGCUAAGCAACCACGAUUAUCACAAGUUCAAUAUACUAAUGGUUCGAAUGAACAAUCAAUGAAUGGCCUUGAAAUGUAUGAUGAUGAAAAUAUUCGUGCCCGAUUAUACGCUAAUAUUCUAUUGAUUGGUGGAAAUUGUCGUUUUGCCAAUUUUCGUGAUCGUGUCUAUAAUGAUUUGCGUGGCUUUGUUCCCGAUCUAAUCGAUAUUCAUGUAUAUCAACCAUCAAACCCUAUAACCUAUGCAUGGCAAGGUGGUCGUAUUCUUUGCCAUCAAAAUGAAGGAUUAAAGAAUAAUAAUAAUAAAAUUAAAAAUAAUAAUGAUCAUCAUCAAAGUGUUUAUGAUCGAUAUGCUAUAUCACGACAACAAUAUCAACAAUAUGGCCUAAAUUAUUGUUUAGAAAAAUUGACAAAUCAUCGUCUAAUAGGUAAUCAAUUUAAUCAAUAAAUUUUCUUUUCAUAUCGAUACAUACAAACACACACACACACAUGCAUUGUACAUACAAGAUUUUUUUUGAUCAUAACAUAAUCAGAAUAAUAAUAAUGAAACAGAAUACAAACACACGCAAUUCGAUAUUAAAUUGUUUUUUUUUGUUUUGUUUAAAAGGCGAAUUGUUUGACCAUUUGAUUGAUUGAUUAAUUAAAAUUAUUAUUGGAUCCACACAUGCACACAAUAAGUGCU